Messenger RNA from Aspergillus terreus NIH2624, 387 nucleotides. RefSeq lists its product as uncharacterized. The transcript has 2 exons. Lineage: Eukaryota; Fungi; Ascomycota; Eurotiomycetes; Eurotiales; Aspergillaceae. Bases 1 to 387 code for a protein of 128 amino acids. The record is from RefSeq and is a predicted model, not a curated record.
AUGGAUCAAGCUGAGCAGGCUGUACGCGCAUUCGAAAGCACAAACGCAUCGCAAUAUGAAAGAUCCCCAAGGGCCGUCCACUGGCUGAUCCCUCACCUCAUCUACGCUUUCAACAUCAACAACUAUCUGCGUGGGAUGCGACGACACCUCAGACGUUUGAACUAUACCGCAGCCCGGCAAUAUGUGCUUAAGAAGCUCGUCUCGUCUUACGUACAGGAGACAGAACAUCCCUUGGAUAGGGAGCAAUUCGACAUGGCGAUCUUCUACUUCGAAGGGUACUUUGUCUGGUUUUUGGAAUACGAGAAAAGGAUGAGGGCGCAGGGGAACAAUCCCUGGCAGAGAAAGGCCCAAUGGAGGCGACUUCGCUAUGUUUUCAGCCGGAAGUGA